UCUCGCGAGAUUUCGUCAUUACGAGUUUUAUUGACAUUUUGUGUAAUUUCGGUGUGGAAUUAAACGACUGAAUUAAAACAACAACCUAAUGACAUCGCAAAUGCAUUCAUAAAUAAGACAGAUUAAGACAUGACAAUUGUAAUGAGAGGUAGCCCUGCAGGGGGUGACCAAUCUCAAGACCCACAACAGCUCCCGCCUCCCACUGCCACAGCCCCCACAGUGAUCCCCCCGGGGUCAGCAAUGUCUGCUUCAUCCCCCAGCUCCACCCCUCCCCAGCCCUCGGGCCUGCCCUCCCCGGCACAGCUGGGUGAGGAGACCGGGCAGGGAGACGUACACCCGGACAUCGGAGAGGAUGGGGAGCCAGAGUUCCCCCAUCAGGAACUGGCCCGUCUGGAUGAGAUGAUCAACAGGCCCCGUUGGGUAGUGCCUGUGCUACCAAAGGGAGAGCUGGAGGUCCUGCUAGAUGCCAGUAUCAAACUCUGUAGAGAAGGUCUGGACACAAGAAGUGAAGCCUGUCAGAGGUUUUUCCGCGAUGGCCUCACAGUGUCAUUCACAAAGAUCAUGACAGAUGAUGCCGUCAGUGGCUGGAAAUAUGAAAUCCAUAAAUGUAUUCUGAAGAAUGCAGAGAAGCUGGUAGAGCUGUGUGUGGUGAAGCUGUCCCAGGACUGGUUCCCCCUGCUGGAGCUGCUGGCCAUGGUCUUCCAUCCACAGUGCAAGUUCCACAACUACAACUCUACGCGCACCUCUGAGACGGUCCCUGCUGGCUCAACCCUACCAGACGACGCCCUCUAUGCCCGGCCCCCAGACCCCAGAACUCCAAGGGGUUGGCUGGUUGACCUGGUGAACAAGUUUGGUUCCCUGGAUGGUUUCCAGAUCCUACUGGAGCGCUUCACUACUGGACACGCAUUGUCUGUGCCUGUCAUAGCUGCACUGCUCAAACCAUUUGGCCAUUGUGCUGAAGUUUUGACGCCGCAUGUGGUACAGACUUUCAUGAUCCCCAUAGUGGAGCGCGUGCCCCAGUUCCUGGAGGAGCUGACAGACGAUGAGCUUAAGAAGGAGUCCAAGAACGAGGCAAAGAACGACGCCCUCUCCUCCAUCAUCAAGGCACUCAAGCAGCUGGUCAGGCGCCUCCCCAACCAGGAGGAGAAAACCAAGAGUCUCGAGAUCUUCAGGCUCAAAAUGAUCCUCAGACUACUGCAGAUCUCCUCUUUCAAUGGUAAGAUGAACGCCCUCAACGAGGUGAACAAGGUGAUAGCCAACGUGUCCUACCACUCCAGCAGGCACUCACAGUCGGAGGAGGAUGAGUGGCUCACAGCAGAGAAAAUGGCCGAGUGGAUCCAGGAGAAUGAUGUGUUGUCCAUUGUGCUGCGGGACAGCUUGCACCAACCUCAGUAUGUGGAGAAGCUGGAAAAGAUACUGAGAUUCAUGAUCAAAGAGAAGGCAUUGUCACUGCAGAACCUAGAUAAACUCUGGGAGGCACAGUCAGGGAAGCAUGACGCCAUAGUGAAGAAUGUUCACGACCUGCUAGCAAAGUUGGCCUGGGACUUCUCACCAGAACAGCUGGACCACCUCUUUGAGUGCUUUCAGGUGAGCUGGGCCCAUGCCUCCAAGAAGCAGAGAGAGAAGCUACUGGAGCUGAUCAGACGUCUGGCAGAGGACGACAAAGAGGGCAUCAUGGCUCACAAAGUGCUGGGGUUGCUAUGGAACCUGGCCCACAGUGAGGACGUCCCCACAGAGAUCAUGGACCAGGCCCUGACAGCACAUAUCAAGAUCCUGGACUACAGCUGCAGCCAGCAGGACCGUGACGCCCAGAAGAUGAGCUGGAUCAACAAGUUUGCUGAGGAGAUCAAGAACGACAAGUGGGUCCUGCCUGCCCUCAAACAGAUCAGAGAGAUCUGCCAGCUCUUCCCUGAGGCGCCCCAGAACUACCCACAUGUUCCCAACAGAGUGUCCCACGUGUACUACCGCAACACGAUCAUCAGCCUGCUCCAGUCAAACCAUGCCAUCGUGAUGGGUGUUGUACAGAAUCUCGCUGCAUAUAUGAACAAAGCUAGAAUCUAUGCCAAAGAACACCCAAAUGUGGAGCCAGACAACAUCCUCCAUGAUGGCAGAUUCAAUCAUGUUGUUCAGGUGCAAGACAGGCUACGUUUUUUGAGGUUCUUGCUAAAGGAUGGACAGCUCUGGUUGUGUGAAUCUCAGGCUCGACAGAUCUGGCACUGUCUGGCAGAGAACUCUAUCUACACCUCAGACAAAGAGGCCUGCUUUAAGUGGUUUGCAAAGUUGAUGGGUGAUGAGCCUGAUUUAGAUCCAGAGAUCACCCGAGAGUUCUUUGAGAAGAACGUGCUACAAUUUGACCCUAGUCAGCUGACAGAAAAUGGAAUGAACUGUUUUGAGCGAUUCUUCAAGCAUGUGAACAGCAAGGAGAACAAGUUGGUACAGAAGAGGCGGGGCGGCUUCAUGAUGGAUGACCUUGAACUGGUUGGAUACGACUACCUCUGGAGGGUGGUGACACUGGCCCCAGACGAUGUGUCAGACAAGGCCAUCAUCCUUCUCAAGGACACGUUCACCAAUCUGGGACCACGUCUACAGCAGAACCAGGUUGAGAUACAUGAGGACUUUAUACAGACCACCAUGGACAGGCUCAAGGCCCUGUAUGACACGGUGUCCAUCCUGGAGGGUGACAAGGAGUCCAGCCCGCGCCUGAUGCAGGAGACGGUCCGUAUGAUCCGUGUGCUCACUGUACUCAAGGAGUACGUCAACGAGUGUGAUGAACAGUUCGGGGAGGAGAGGUCCAUACUGCCACUUAGCAGAGCAUGUCGAGGUAAGCUGGUGUCGUUGAUGGUGCGGUUUCCAAACCAGGGCAGACAGGUGGAGGAUAUAGAGAUCUGGUCACACACCAAUGAAACCAUAGGUGCCGUACGUCGACACAUUCUGCACCGUGUGAAGGCCAACAGCAACGUGAAGGUGGACCUGUACGUGAAUGGAGACCUCCUGGAGCCCGCGGAGGACAAGAAACUCAUCUCCCAGGUCCCUCUCAGGGACAAGAUGCUGCUAUCUGCCAAGCUGGUCCACGUGGGUAACUCGAUGCCGUCCAGCCCAGACACAAGCUCUGACAGCUCUGGAGGCUCCCCCCACCACGGCUUUGAAGGUCCAAACAUAGAAGCGGAGAACUGUCUACCGGGCGUGUUGAUGUCCAACAAUCAGCGGUACGCACUGUUCCUGUUCCAACUCUCAGACCUGGGCUGCUCUCUACAGGUGCCCAAGCUACGUGACACGGCACGCAUCCUUCUCAAGCUCAUGCCUGCUGAUUCAGCGACCAAGGAAAGUUUCAAGACUGUAUGUGCAGAUCAUGCUAGGAAAGGUAGCAGCAUGUCCCAGCAGUUAGAGGCCAUGUUCUUCAACACUUCUCCCACACAAGUCAUCUAUAAUAUAGAGGUGGCGUAUGCCAUGUUGAUGCCCUCACAAGACCCCAUGUCAGAGGACGCUUUCAACUUUCAAUGCAAUUUCAUCAAGAGUGGUGGUGUCCAGUUGUCGUUGAACAUGCUGACCAAGAACAACUUCCUCCCCAAUGCUGACCUGCCCACCAGAAGGUCUGCGUACGUAUCAGCCCUGAAGAUGUGCAAGCUGAUGUUGAAUGUGGUGGCCUACGCCAAACUGCAGGUUGUGGUUGACGCGUGCAACCAGGAGCCGCGCGCCGUGCAGGUGACCUCGGCUGAGCACAGCCACGCCGUGAUCCUGCAGCAGGCUCUACACCACAUCCCCAACCAGACCACCGAGUACACAGCCCGCAAUGUGGCCAACAGGCUCGGACAAAACCUUGCUGAACAGGCAACGAGUGUGAGCCCAGAUCUGAACACAAUCAAGGCCAUACAGAAGAUAACUUGGUCGUCUGGGAGUGGAUCUCUGCAUCUAGUCCAUGCCUCAAACGAGGAUAUACAUGCGUCACAUGAGAAGGAGUUGACCCCAGACCCAGAUGACCUGACCGUGUCCCGGGAGGCCAUGGAAGUGCUUACAGUGUGCAUGCUACUGUGUCCCAGCGCCACAGAGGCACUACACAAGGACAAGGCCUGGCAACAGUUUAUCAAGGACUGCCUGCUGCACUGCAGGAACAAACCUGUGCGAUCGUCGGCAUCAGAGCAGUUUUUUCUGAUGGCCACAAAGUGCAGCAGCACCCACAAGCCUGUAGUGUUCUUCAUUCAGCUCCUGUUCACUGUGCUGUCUACUCUAGCAAAGGACAAUGCAAAACAAGCUAAUGAGUAUUUCCAUUUGUUAUGUCGAUUGUUGAACUAUGCGUUUACCACAGAUGUACAGCUUCCAAAUGCAGAGGCCUUGUUGAACAAUGAGAUACAGUGGCUCAAGACUGUCAAGGAGCUGGUGAUCUCUAGUGGAGAGUGUCGUGUGGAGGAGACCCUUCUUGAGGGACACCUGGGCAUCACCAAGGAGCUGCUGGCCUUCCAGAGCCCAGAGAAGAAGUACCAGAUGGGGGCACAGCCUGCGGGAGUCAACCUCAUCAAGGAGCUGGUGGAGGACUUUGUGUUCCCGGCCUCCAAGGUGGUGCUGCAGUGCCGCAAGUCCAGUGGAGAGCUGCCCCUGGAGCAGGCCACGCCUGUGUGCUCCACCCCCGCCACCGUGGUGGCCGCCUAUGAGCUGCUAGUGGCCCUCUGUACACGAUGUGUGCCCAACCUCAAGGCUCUCACCGCCCUCCUCAUUGACAUGUACUACAGCAGUGAGGCCCCACUGAUAGAGUGGGAGUACCUCCCACCAGUGGGCGCAAGGCCCAAUAAGGGGUUUGUGGGUCUGAAGAAUGCAGGGGCCACAUGCUACAUGAACUCCGUGCUGCAGCAGCUGUUUAUGAUUGAGCCCAUACGUGCGGGCAUACUUGCCAUAGAGGGGGCUGCUGAUGAUGUGGAGGAGGACUAUACCAGCAUGGAGAAGGGAGAGGGAGAGACAAACAUAGAGGUGAAUGAGGAGGAACGUAAGGAUGAGGAGAAGCCAGUGUCGAACAAGGAGGAGGAGAGGAAGGAGUACAACCUGGGCAUCCUCAAGCAGAUCCAGCUCAUCUUUGGCAACCUGGCAGCCAGCAAGCUACAGUACUAUGUGCCCAAGGGGUUCUGGAAACACUUUAAGUUAUGGGGUGAGCCGGUGAACCUUCGAGACCAGCACGACUCCCUGGAGUUCUUUAACAGUCUGGUGGACAGCCUGGACGAGGCCCUGAAGGCCAUGGGUCAGGUCACCAUACUACAAAGGGUCCUAGGGGGCUCAUUCGCUGACCAGAAGAUCUGCAAGGACUGUCCACACAGGUACCAGCGUGAGGAACCUUUCACCUCCCUCAACGUGGACAUCCGCAACCACCACAACCUGCGAGAGUCCUUGGAGCAAUAUGUCAAGGGAGACCUGCUAGAGGGGGCCAAUGCAUAUCACUGUGAUAAAUGUAACAAAAAGGUUGAUACUGUGAAGCGUCUUGUUAUACGGAAGUUACCCAAGGUGCUGGCCAUACAGCUGAAGAGGUUCGACUAUGACUGGGAGAGGGAAAGUGCAAUAAAAUUCAAUGAUUAUUUUGCAUUUCCACGUGAAUUUGACAUGGAGCCUUACACCACCCAGGGUCUGGCUAAAAUAGAAGGUGAGAUUAUCGACACAGACUGUGAUGAAAAGGGACAGAGUAGCCGCUACAAGUUGAUAGGUGUGGUGGUACACAGUGGCCAGGCCAGCGGGGGACACUAUUACUCUUAUAUCCUGCAUAGGCCCACAGAUAGUGAUGCCAAGUGGUACAAGUUUGAUGAUGGAGACGUGUCCGAGUGCAAGAUGGAUGAUGAUGAGGAAAUGAAGAACCAGUGCUUUGGUGGGGAAUACAUGGGUGAAGUGUUUGAUCACAUGUUAAAAAGAAUGACGAUCCGGCGUCAGAAGCGUUGGUGGAAUGCGUACAUCUUGUUUUACGAGCGUCAAGAUGACAGCGACGAGGAAAUCAUUUCUAAGAAUGUUCAGGAUCUCACUAUAACUCACAAAGCCAGUAUAGUGCGUAUGCCACGUGCGAUAGAGAAGUGUGUGCGCAAGCAGAACAUCAUGUUCAUGCAUGAAAGGACGCAGUUUAGUCCGGAAUACUUCCAGUUCAUGAGAAAGCUCCUCACCUGUAACCAGAUGUACAUACACACCAACGUCACGCAGGAAAAACUGUCCCCAGAUGUUGAGCAGCUGGCCAUGAUCAGUACAGACCUUGCCUCUAAGUUCCUCUUCACUGUCGGCUUUCAUACCAAGAAAUCUCUACGAGGUGCUGCUACAGAGUGGUACGAGGCUCUGACCAGCAACUUUAGUUCCAGUAAGAAUGUGCGUACAUGGUUUGCCCAGCACGUCCUCUUCUUACAGCCAGGAAGGUUCGCGGAGUAUCUUCUGGAAUGCCCCAGCUCUGAGGUGCGCAAUGCGUUCGGCAAGGUAGUGGUGUGUCUAGCUCACUUCUCUCUGAAUGACGGACCAUUCCCUACACAGGCAUUGCAGGGAGCUGUUUGCUCCCCAGAUCCUGCUGCUACCCUGAGUGACCACCUGCUGGUAGCCGUUCUGAACCUACUAAAGAAGGAGGUGUCUGAACACGGGCGCCACCUACAGCAGUACUUCCAUCUCUUCCUCAUGUACUCUAACCUUGGUGUACAGGAGAAACGUCACCUGCUGAAGUUGAAUGUGCCCCAGCUGUUCAUGAUGGUAGCCCUUGACGACGGUCCAGGCCCACCAAUCAAAUACCAGUAUGCGGAGUUCAGCAAGCUGUACUCGGUGGUCUCACAGCUGGUGCGCUGCUGUGAUGUGUCCGCCAAGUGCACCUCCUCUGUGCCUGGCAAGGACCCCCUAGCGAACCCCUAUGGCGACCAGAUCCUGAUGGAGAUCCAGCCGCAGGUGGCAGAGAUCCUCAUUGCCCGCACCAGCUAUGUGAAAAAACUACUGGAGGAGUGUAACACCACAGAGGACACCACCAGACUCCUGAGGUACUGUUGCUGGGAGAACCCCCACUUCUCCUCCACAGUGCUCAGUGAGCUGCUAUGGCAGAUAGCCUACUCGUACACUUACGAACUGCGGCCCUACCUCGACCUGCUGCUACAGAUGCUGCUACUAGAGGACUCAUGGCAGAACCACCGCAUACACAACGCUCUCAAAGGAAUCCCAGAUGACCGUGACGGCCUGUUGGACACCAUACAGAGGUCCAAGAGUCACUACCAGAAGAGGGCCUAUCAGUGCAUCAAGAUGAUGGUGGCACUGUUCAUGCACUGCCCACCUGCCCAGCAGAUGCUACAGAGCAACACUGAUCUGAAGAGACGUUGGACCAUGGCCGUAGAGUGGCUCAAUGAAGAGCUGGAGAGGCGCCCCUAUCCUAACAAUGUGCAGUACACAUACAACAACUGGUCCCCUCCUGCCCAGUCCAAUGAGACAUCCAAUGGGUACUUCCUGGAGCGUUCACAGAGUGCACGUGUCACGCUGGCCAAGGCCAUAGAGCUGUGUCCUGACCCUGAUGAGGAGGAGGGGGAGGAGUUAACAGACGACCAGGAGCCAGGCGGGCACCAUGACGACCCCCAGGGGUCAGCCGGAGGUCAGGAGGGAGAGACCCAGGGGGGCGGGGCUGCAGAGGAGGGGCAGGGGUUAACACAGGGCCUGACCCCUGGUACUGCCAAACUGGUGCAGAACAACCAGUUGACGCUAGAGAAGCAGGCGCCUGUAACCCCUAACAACCAGAUCAACAACCCCCUGACAACCACUACUACCCCGCUCAUGGUGGGGAGUGUGAGCGCCUCAUCCAGUACUGAGCCCGUCCCAUCCACUGUACAGCAGUCUGAAACACCGGGGGAGGUACCCAGGAUAGAUACGAAGCCCACAGAGGAGGUGAAAGCUGAGGAACAAACAUCCCCACAGGAAACCAGUGGUACGCCUGGCAAGUCGGGUACCAAGGACAAAGGGAAGCAAGUCUGAGAUGGAGUUAUUGCCCUUGAUUGGGAUAGCAACAUGGGAGAAAUAGUCAAGAAGACAUUGGGAAGAUGUGUAGCCGUUCAGCCAUGGUUUGAAAGUGGAAUUGGUUGGCUACAGUGUUUAAACAGUUAUAUAUUUUACAAAUAUGAUGUGUAUAGUAUUAUUGCUUAUGUGUAUCUCUGCGUGUUUAAACACAUGGAGGUUUCAUUUUGACUUUGUUAUCCAAAAGUGAUUUAUUCUGCAACAUGUAAAUACAUGCAGUGCAGACUGGCAGGACACCUGUCAUUUGUUGUUUCUGUUGCUUGUUUUGCUUCGCUUUGUCAAUGUUUGAAUUAUAUGAAUUGUUAAACUUGUGUUUUUAACUUUGGUGCAUGUUGGAAUGAAGUUUAAUUCAUUUGUUACUCAGUUGAUAUUGUUGUUAGAGAGGGCACCUUUCAUUGAGACUUUAUCAACAUUUACAUUAUUACUGGAGGAAGUCAGUGGAAAACAUAUUGCAUGAUUGAUUAAAUACUGGGUAUGCACUUUGUUUUGUUUAGCAAUGUUUUAAAUUGUUUAAAAUCC
This is a messenger RNA of Dreissena polymorpha, 8502 nucleotides long. Its product is annotated as probable ubiquitin carboxyl-terminal hydrolase FAF-X. Gene Ontology annotation, molecular function: cysteine-type endopeptidase activity; cysteine-type deubiquitinase activity. The record is from RefSeq and is a predicted model, not a curated record. The coding region runs from base 130 to 7944 and encodes 2604 amino acids. Gene Ontology annotation, biological process: protein deubiquitination; cell migration. Gene Ontology annotation, cellular component: nucleus; cytosol. NCBI's taxonomy places the organism in Eukaryota, Metazoa, Mollusca, Bivalvia, Myida, Dreissenidae. The transcript has 61 exons.